CUUCGCAUAUAUUUGAAUAGAUAUCAGGCUGUCCUACAACAAACAUUCACAACUUAUCCACCUUUAGGCAGCUCAAUCAAAUUCCCACGAAUUGCUUUGGGAAAUAAGGAAAGCCACAGUUUAUCAUACUUGUGAGCGGGAGGAAACGAGAUGUAUGCACGCUUUCAGUCUUGGUGCUGCUGGCUUUUCCACUCUAAACCUAGACAUGAUCCGGAAAUGGGGAGAAUUGAAGAAUAUAACCUCGGUUAUCCACGUUUUACUGCACUUCUCUCAGCACACAAAUCCUGGUUUAUAUUCCGUCGCUUUGACAAACUUCGUGCUCGAAUUCUUCUAGCAACGCAAGAUAGGCUGUCCUUUCUUGAGCAGCAACUAGAAGAGAUAGACAGACAGGAAACUUCUCUUCUUUUCCUCGGAAGAAGCCGGUGCGAUGGCAACACAGAUCGACUAUCUACCCUAUCUGAAAUUUCAACCACCCUAGCCGACUAUGGUAAGAGGGUAGUCAGGAAACUAUAGGCGGUCCGCUAAUGAGACCAGACCAACUCAUCGAAAGAACUGGACAGAUGCUGAGCCUACCAUUGGCAGAGCGCAGGGACAUAAACAGCCUGCAGAAUUGGGUGGAUUCUACCGGCUGUCUAGCCAGGGACGAGACCAAGUAUCUUGCUCAUGGACAUGAACUAGUCUCUCUAGGCCUCACGGCAGACAAUGCGGUCUUACACCUCAAAACA
Truncatella angustata is the source of this 725-nucleotide messenger RNA. RefSeq lists its product as uncharacterized. The record is from RefSeq and is a predicted model, not a curated record. The coding region runs from base 151 to 513 and encodes 120 amino acids. The transcript is spliced from 2 exons. NCBI's taxonomy places the organism in Eukaryota, Fungi, Ascomycota, Sordariomycetes, Amphisphaeriales, Sporocadaceae.